Messenger RNA from Caenorhabditis angaria, 709 nucleotides. The record is from the annotation of a GenBank genome assembly. Lineage: Eukaryota; Metazoa; Nematoda; Chromadorea; Rhabditida; Rhabditidae.
AUGACCAUCUCUCUAUAUUAUUUUGAUAUUCGAGGUUUGUUUUUUCAUUUUUUUUUAAUAGUGAAAAAACAUUAAUUUUUUAAGGAUUUGGUGAAUAUAUUAGACUUCUGUUGAUUGAUCAAGGUGUCACAUUUGAAGAUCAUCGUUUUGAAAGACACAGUGAAGAAUGGGAAAAGUUGAAGAAAACCAUGGUUUUCGGACAAGUUCCAUGUUUGAAAGAUGGAAAUGAGGAAUUCGUUCAAACCGGUGCAAUUAUGAGAUACCUAGCUAGAAAAUAUGGUAAGUUGUUGUUAUCCUCAAAAAAAACUCUAGUUUCGAAAUUGUAGAUCUCUAUGGAUCAAGUUCAACUGAAGCUGCCUUCAUCGACAUGGUUUUUGAGUGUGUUCGAGAUUUGCGUGCCAAAUAUGUGCGAUACAUUUAUUAUAGCGAUGAGACCAAAGAAAAUUAUGACACAGUUACUCUACCAGAGACAUUGGCAAAUUUGUCAAAACUUUUGAAUAAUUCUUCGCAGUUUGUCUCUGGAGAUAAGAUCAGCUUUGCCGAUUAUAUUCUUUUUGAAGAACUUGAUGUGGCAAACACAACUGCGCCUGGAUCAUUGGACAAAUUCGAAAACUUGAAACAACUUCACGCUAACAUGUCUGCUAGACCAAAUCUAAAAAAGUAUCUUUCAAGCCGAACCGCAAAAAUCAACGCUAUUGAUCGUCAAUAA